Molecule: messenger RNA, 4056 nt
Organism: Arctia plantaginis
Lineage: Eukaryota; Metazoa; Arthropoda; Insecta; Lepidoptera; Erebidae
Source: the annotation of a GenBank genome assembly
AUGAGUUCAGAAAAUUCAGAUUCGAGUGCCGGCAUGACUUUGUCGUUGGUGGCUCAAUUCGAUGAUAUAAAUCGGUUGAAUAGCAUCUUGAAUGACGGAGCUGCUGAGGAAUAUUUCCUUGCAUUCCUAAAACAAAUGGAAUGGGUGCGUGGGCAAUGGGCUGCUGCGGAAGCUGAAUCUGCUCGGCUACAGACAGAGUUAGAUGAAGCAUUACGUACACUUGCAAAAUGGGAGGCUAAAUUUGCACAUGUCAGAAAACUGCUUGAUGGAGAGAAGAGAGAAAGAAACAUUGUCUUGAAGAAGUAUAGUGAAUUGAGCAAACUGCUGGAUAUGGCACGUGAUCUUCUUUUCAAUGACAACCGUGCCAAGCUCAAUGAUGAAACACUACAGAAGCUGGCCUUUCUCAAUGGCACAGCUCAACAAGAUCACAAUGCUAAACUUAUUGGAGUCCCAGAACUGAAUUCUACUGGUACUCUUUUAUCAGAGAUGUCGUACUCCCGUUCGGAGGACGACUUAGACUUGUCGCUUGCGUCUACUCGCCGCUCGUGGGUGCAACGCGGAGGGUGGAAUGCUCGCGAAAAUGCUCCCGUCACCAAGAAGCGGCGAUCGUCUACUAAUUCUUCUGCCACUAAAACUGUGGAACUCCAAGGUGGUAAAGUGCUGGCCACUGCGACCACAACACUCACACUAGAGCGUGCACCUACCAGCCACGAUCUGAAACCUCCACAGAACUUCCAACCAAUAUCAGAGAGCAGUGACGAGGCUCCUCCUCCUCGUAAGUCGUCAGGUCGCUUGUCGGGCCGGGGGUCGCUACACGUGCCGGAGGAGUGCGCGCCCUCUGCACCACAGAGGACCGACACGUCGAGCGGGUGCGAGACGCCCCGCGCGGUCCCACAGCGCACCCCGUCCGUGGUGUCGGCCGGCUUCGGGGCCUCGCCGCGCGCUCGCCCGCGACAACACAACUUCGUCGCCAAGAACUUCUACAAGCGGGAGACCUGUGGCCCUUGCGGCAAGACCAUAAAGUUCGCGAAGCUGGGCGUGAAGUGCGAGUGGUGCCGUGCGCAGGCGCACCCCGAGUGCCGCGCGCUGCUGCCGCUGCCGUGCGUGCCGCCCGGGCCCGCCGCCAGGAGACUCAACGCGCCGCAGGCGCACCCCGAGUGCCGCGCGCUGCUGCCGCUGCCGUGCGUGCCGCCCGGGCCCGCCGCCAGGAGACUCAACGCGCCGCAGGCGCACCCCGAGUGCCGCGCGCUGCUGCCGCUGCCGUGCGUGCCGCCCGGGCCCGCCGCCAGGAGACUCAACGCGCCGCAGGCGCACCCCGAGUGCCGCGCGCUGCUGCCGCUGCCGUGCGUGCCGCCCGGGCCCGCCGCCAGGAGACUCAACGCGCCGCAGGCGCACCCCGAGUGCCGCGCGCUGCUGCCGCUGCCGUGCGUGCCGCCCGGGCCCGCCGCCAGGAGACUCAACGCGCCGCAGGCGCACCCCGAGUGCCGCGCGCUGCUGCCGCUGCCGUGCGUGCCGCCCGGGCCCGCCGCCAGGAGACUCAACGCGCCGCAGGCGCACCCCGAGUGCCGCGCGCUGCUGCCGCUGCCGUGCGUGCCGCCCGGGCCCGCCGCCAGGAGACUCAACGCGCCGCAGGCGCACCCCGAGUGCCGCGCGCUGCUGCCGCUGCCGUGCGUGCCGCCCGGGCCCGCCGCCAGGAGACUCAACGCGCCGCAGGCGCACCCCGAGUGCCGCGCGCUGCUGCCGCUGCCGUGCGUGCCGCCCGGGCCCGCCGCCAGGAGACUCAACGCGCCGCAGGCGCACCCCGAGUGCCGCGCGCUGCUGCCGCUGCCGUGCGUGCCGCCCGGGCCCGCCGCCAGGAGACUCAACGCGCCGCAGGCGCACCCCGAGUGCCGCGCGCUGCUGCCGCUGCCGUGCGUGCCGCCCGGGCCCGCCGCCAGGAGACUCAACGCGCCGCAGGCGCACCCCGAGUGCCGCGCGCUGCUGCCGCUGCCGUGCGUGCCGCCCGGGCCCGCCGCCAGGAGACUCAACGCGCCGCAGGCGCACCCCGAGUGCCGCGCGCUGCUGCCGCUGCCGUGCGUGCCGCCCGGGCCCGCCGCCAGGAGACUCAACGCGCCGCAGGCGCACCCCGAGUGCCGCGCGCUGCUGCCGCUGCCGUGCGUGCCGCCCGGGCCCGCCGCCAGGAGACUCAACGCGCCGCAGGCGCACCCCGAGUGCCGCGCGCUGCUGCCGCUGCCGUGCGUGCCGCCCGGGCCCGCCGCCAGGAGACUCAACGCGCCGCAGGCGCACCCCGAGUGCCGCGCGCUGCUGCCGCUGCCGUGCGUGCCGCCCGGGCCCGCCGCCAGGAGACUCAACGCGCCGCAGGCGCACCCCGAGUGCCGCGCGCUGCUGCCGCUGCCGUGCGUGCCGCCCGGGCCCGCCGCCAGGAGACUCAACGCGCCGCAGGCGCACCCCGAGUGCCGCGCGCUGCUGCCGCUGCCGUGCGUGCCGCCCGGGCCCGCCGCCAGGAGACUCAACGCGCCGCAGGCGCACCCCGAGUGCCGCGCGCUGCUGCCGCUGCCGUGCGUGCCGCCCGGGCCCGCCGCCAGGAGACUCAACGCGCCGCAGGCGCACCCCGAGUGCCGCGCGCUGCUGCCGCUGCCGUGCGUGCCGCCCGGGCCCGCCGCCAGGAGACUCAACGCGCCGCAGGCGCACCCCGAGUGCCGCGCGCUGCUGCCGCUGCCGUGCGUGCCGCCCGGGCCCGCCGCCAGGAGACUCAACGCGCCGCAGGCGCACCCCGAGUGCCGCGCGCUGCUGCCGCUGCCGUGCGUGCCGCCCGGGCCCGCCGCCAGGAGACUCAACGCGCCGCAGGCGCACCCCGAGUGCCGCGCGCUGCUGCCGCUGCCGUGCGUGCCGCCCGGGCCCGCCGCCAGGAGACUCAACGCGCCGCAGGCGCACCCCGAGUGCCGCGCGCUGCUGCCGCUGCCGUGCGUGCCGCCCGGGCCCGCCGCCAGGAGACUCAACGCGCCGCAGGCGCACCCCGAGUGCCGCGCGCUGCUGCCGCUGCCGUGCGUGCCGCCCGGGCCCGCCGCCAGGAGACUCAACGCGCCGCAGGUACAACCUACUGUCUACUAUCGACAUAAAGUUCGCGUAGCUGGGCGUGAAGUGCGAGUGGUGCCGUGCGCAGGCGCACCCCGAGUGCCGCGCGCUGCUGCCGCUGCCGUGCGUGCCGCCCGGGCCCGCCGCCAGGAGACUCAACGCGCCGCAGUCGUGUCGUAUGGGCAAGCAAUGACGGCGUCCAAAGCCGGAUCACCUCCCGCGCAGGCCCCGCCUGACUUUGCGUCGCCCGCAACUAGAAUAACCUAUCUCUUAAUAAAAGUUACAUCGGAAGGUUGCAUAUCGGACUACGCGCCGUCGACCCCCCCGAUGGUUCCGGCGCUACUGGUCCACUGUAUAAACGAGGUGGAGAAGAGGGGACUCAUGGAGAAGGGAAUAUACCGCAUCAGUGCCACUGACAAAGACGUAAAACGACUCAAGGAGCGGUUCCUGCGCGGGUGCGGGUCGCCGUCGCUGGGCGGCGAGGACGUGCACGUGCUGUGCGGCUGCAUCAAGGACUUCCUGCGGGGGCUCCGCGAGCCGCUGGUGACGAGCGCGCUGUGGGCCGACUUCCUGGAGGCGGCGCGCCUGGCCCAGCCCGACGCCACGGCUGCGCUCGUGCAGGCCGUCAGCCAGCUGCCGCAGCCCAACCGCGACUCGCUCGCCUUCCUCGUGCUGCACCUGCAGAAGGUAGCUGAAAGUCCCGAGUGUGAGAUGGGCAUAGACAAUUUGGCCAAAAUUUUCGGCCCCACGCUCAUCGGCUAUGGGCUCAUGUCGCAACCCACCGAGAUGUACAACGCGACAACACAGAUGUUUAGCGUGAUGCAGCUACUUCUCCGGUUGCCUGGCGACUACUGGUCCCAGUGGGCCUGCCCUAACGAGCCUGGCUCGCCGCUCACCACGACCAUGACGAGACCGCGAGGAUUUUUCUUCUCACCCGCUGAUACAGGUAUAUCAAGAAAGAAGAGAAACUACUUUCAGUGA